UAAAAUGAAAGAAGGAAAGAAAAAGCAGGGGGUUAGGGUUUUGCGCAAUUGAGCAAGAAAAAGAAGGCAUGGGAGGGGGAAGGAAGAAUUUGAAGAGAGGUGUUGAAGAAGAAUUUUUGACCCUUGAAAAAGGACAAAGCAUUAUGCAAGUUCUGGACCUUCGAGGUUCCAACCUUAUUCAAGUAUCGGAUGCGAAAGGUGAAACAUCAUUAGCAAUAUUUCCAGCUAAAUUUCAGAAGAGCAUGUGGAUAAAAAGAGGCAAUUUUGUUGUGGUUGAUGAGAGUGGCAGAGAGGAAGCUGCUGAAUCAGGUAGAAAAGUGGGAUGUGUUGUUACGCAAGUACUCUAUUAUGAUCAAGUCCGUGUGCUCCAAAAGUCACCAGAAUGGCCUGAGAUCUUCAAAUCCACAGUAGUAGAGAGUUCAAAACAGGAUACGCAAUCACACAAUUCCCAGAUGGAUGAAAAUGAGGACUCAAGUGAUGAUGAUGGACUCCCUCCAUUAGAAGCCAAUACAAACAGAUUAAAUCCUUUUCAAAGGGAGUCGGAAACCGAGUCGGAUUCAGAUACUGAUCCCUGAUCCAUGUUUUGGGACAUUCAUGGCCUUCUUUUCUGCGGAUGAAUUAGGUGUAAAGGCAUUGCUUCCUUUGAAAGCUAUUAAUUGUAAAUCUGCUUGCUAUAGAGUAGUGAAUAUGUCAAGCCCACAUCUGGAGUGAGUGAACUUCUGAAUUUCCGCAUUCAAAAUUAUCAAAAAUCUGAGUUCUGGUAUGAUUUUUUUAAUGCUAUGUUUUAUAGGAUGUUCUUCAAUAUUGCAAAAUAUGCAUAGCAUACUUUGUUUGGAAUUAACUCGUGAAUUAAGGCGAAUGAGCACAGUUCAAGGCCUGAUGAGCUUUUUCGCCUGGUGUUGAUAAAAUUUUGUGAUGCAAGGGUUUUAAUAUAUGUACCAAUGACUACAUUUUGAUUAUGUCUUCUCCUUUAAUGGAGUUUAUGAUUUAGUUGCUCCCUGCUCAGAGAAACACUAGAAGAAAAUGGGACUAUCUUGAUGGCAUCCCCAUUAUACAUUCUUCAGGAAAAAGGCCAAGGAUUU
This is a messenger RNA of Lycium ferocissimum, 1082 nucleotides long. RefSeq lists its product as uncharacterized. Lineage: Eukaryota; Viridiplantae; Streptophyta; Magnoliopsida; Solanales; Solanaceae. Gene Ontology annotation, cellular component: nucleus. The transcript is spliced from 4 exons. The record is from RefSeq and is a predicted model, not a curated record. Gene Ontology annotation, molecular function: RNA binding; translation initiation factor activity. Gene Ontology annotation, biological process: translational initiation. Bases 69 to 575 code for a protein of 168 amino acids.